AUGGGAGUUAUUCCAGAGGCCGAGACGCGCCAUAAAUUGCUGCGCAAUGUGAAGAAAGAGGUGAAACAGAUCAUGGAAGAGGCAGUGACUCGGAAGUUUGUGCAUGCAGACAGCAGCCAUAUAAUAUCCUUCUGUGCUGUAGUGGAGGCAUGUGUGCUCCAUGGGCUGAAGAGGCGAGCAGCGGGCCUCCUGUGCAGUAAUAAGGUAGCAGCACUCUUCAUGAAGGUGGGGAAGAGCUUCACCCCGGUGGAGGAACUGUGUCAAAAGGUCCAAGAACUAGAGCAGCUCAUCGAGACCAAACAGGCUCAACUAAAUAAUGUCAGUGUUCCGAAACAACCCAGGGUGACCAACCUCCCCCCCCAGGGCUUGAGGAACCUGUGGAUCCGCACUGCUCUCAUGGAGAAGCUUCUGGACAAGAUUGUCAUGUACCUAGUGGAGAACAGCAGUACUUUCUAUGACAGGGAGGCCAUUCUAAUGGAUGCUGUGGAUGGACCAAUCCUUGCCUCUCUGUUAGUCGGCCCCUGUGCUCUGGAGUACACUAAGGUGAAGACAGCCGACCACUUCUGGACAGACCCAUCUGCUGAUGAGCUAGUCCAGAGACACCGCAUCCACAGUGGCCACUGUCGCCAGGAUUCCCCCUCUAGGCGACCUGCCCUGAUCCAGAAGAGGCAGUCCAGUGGCAGUAUGGAGGACCGGCCCAUCCUGUGGGCUAGGGACUAUGUUGAGUCCCUCCAUCAGAACAACAGGGCUACACUGCUGUUUGGCAAGAACAACGUCCUGGUGCAGCCGAGGGAUGACAUGGAGGCUAUUCCAGGGUACCUGUCUCUCCACCAGACUGCAGAUCUCAUGACCCUGAAAUGGACCCCCAACCAGCUCAUGAAUGGCACUGUGGCAGAUGAUACUGAAAAAAGUGUUUACUGGGACUUUGCCAUGACUAUUCGCCUGGCGGAGAUUGUUUAUCUGCACUGCCAUCAGCAAGUGGACAGUGGUGGGACAGUGGUUCUGGUGAGUCAGGAUGGGAUCCAGAGGCCUCCACUGCGGUUCCCCCGGGGAGGACACCUGCUCCAGUUCCUGACCUGCCUGGAGACGGGCCUGCUGCCACACGGACAACUGGAUCCCCCGCUCUGGUCCCAGAGGGGAAAGGGAAAGGUUUUCCCUAAAUUGCGGAAGAGGAGUCCGCAGGGCUCUGUGGAGUCUGUGUCGGAUAAAGAAGAGGACGAGGCCACUGACUAUGUCUUUCGGAUCCUGCUUCCUGGUACUCCAUCAGACUUUGUGGCUCCAGAGCUGAUGGACCAGGCGUUGAACAUGUGGCACCCCACCCCCAGGAAGUCCUCCUGUUUCUCCUGCGCUCUCAACGGAUCCCGUGUUGGCUCACUACCCAACGGCUGCAACCAGGAUAGGGCUCCCCUGAAACUCCUCUGUGACACCAUGAAGUACCAGAUCAUUUCCCGUGCUUUCUAUGGCUGGCUUGCCUACUGCCGUCACCUGUCCACUGUUCGUAUCCACCUCUCUGCCCUGGUCAACCCCACCAUCGUCGACCCUGACGUGCCUCAUGAUGCCCAGGAAGGACUCACUGUGGAUGUCUGGAGCAGCUUCCUCCAGGACCGCUCUGCAUAUGAUGAGCAUGAGCUUCUGCGUCUGGUGUACUAUGGUGGUGUGGCUCCUACAAUACGCAAGGAGGUCUGGCCAUUCCUGCUGGGACACUACCACUUCGAUAUGACCCAGAAAUGUAGGAUAGAGGUGGAUGAGCAGGUGCGAGCCUGCUAUGAGCAGACUAUGAAAGAGUGGCUGGGCUGUGAGGACAUCGUAAAGCAGAAUGAGGGGCAGAAGCAUGCUGAAGCCAUAGCCAAGUGCAACUCUGUGGCCAGUGUGGACAGACCAGGACCAGUGCAGAGAGACUCCACCAUCAGCACUGAUUCCUCACAGAGCAUUGGUUCAGACAAACAGAUUGCCCACUCACAGAGUGACUCCAGAAGUAGCACACAGGCAUUUUGGUUUGUCGAGGAAGUGGAACUGAUUGAAUCUGAGACGAAGCGAGAGAAAAGCAAAGAGCGGUCCAAAACCACACUGAAAGACCUCCGAGAUGUAGCCAUCCCAAAUGGUACCUCAGACUCUGGGGACCGAUCCUUCUACAGCUUGUCUAUUGACUCAGGUCUUCCAGAACAGCCUCAAAGCACAAACAACAACAACAGUCCUGUAUCUGACUCACCAGUCAGACCAGCAGCCACUCAGCCAUCACCAGAGCCAUCAGCAGUCCAAGGAGCUGCAUCUAGCCCAGUGGCCAAGGCUGAGCCACCCCUAAUAGAGAGUCCUUUCACUGUCUUGGGAACUGAAGUUGGAUCUGAAGAACUAAAGCUGCCGAUAACAGUUGACGACAAGGCUGCAUCAGCCGGAGAGUUCAAGGCCCCAGAGCAUUCUGAUGACUCGCCCUCCGCCUUAGAGAUGGAGGAUAUUCCCACGGCCUGGGCUAGACCUCUGUCUGGCCUGAUGGCUCCCCCACCUGCCCCCUUGGCCCUGGGGAGAGUUGGCUCAGGGGGGCCUGUCCUGGAUGCACCCUCCAACACCAGUCCUGAUGGAACAGAGCCAGCCCUGUCUGAGGAGGAGCCUGAGAUGGAGAGUCUCUACACUCAGUCUGACUCUGUGGUUGAGACAGAGGAACUCAAACCUGAGGUCUCACCAGUGGCAGUGUCCCCAGCAGGGACUACCUAUUCUCAAGAGCAGCUGGAUUUGUACUUGCUCAACCUGCAUCGCAUUGAUAAAGACGUGAGACGCUGUGACAGAUCCUACUGGUACUUCACUCCUGCUAACCUGGAGAAACUACGCAACAUAAUGUGCAGUUAUGUGUGGCAGCAUCUGGAGAUUGGCUAUGUCCAGGGCAUGUGUGAUCUGCUGGCUCCUUUACUGGUCAUUCUGGAUGAUGAGGUCAUAGCUUUCAGCUGCUUCUCUGAGUUGAUGAAAAGGAUGAAUCACAACUUCCCCCAUGGAGGGGCCAUGGACUCACACUUUGCCAACAUGCGCUCCCUCAUCCAGAUCCUUGAUGCAGAGCUCUUUGAAGUGAUGCAGAUGAAUGGAGACUACACUCACUUCUACUUCUGCUACCGCUGGUUCCUGCUAGACUUCAAACGAGAGAUGGUGUAUGAUGAUGUGUUCUCCGUGUGGGAGACCAUCUGGGCGGCCACGUAUACCUCCUCCACUCAUUUUGUCCUCUUCAUCGCUCUGGCACUGGUGGAGAUGUACCGAGACAUCAUCCUGGAGAACAACAUGGACUUCACUGACAUCAUCAAGUUCUUCAACGAAAUGGCCGAGCAUCACAACGUCCCGCAGGUCCUAACGAUGGCUCGAGACUUGGUCCUCAAAGUGCAGACUCUCAUAGAAAACAAGUAA
Salvelinus namaycush (lake trout) is the source of this 3384-nucleotide messenger RNA. RefSeq names its product small G protein signaling modulator 1-like. Lineage: Eukaryota; Metazoa; Chordata; Actinopteri; Salmoniformes; Salmonidae. The coding region runs from base 1 to 3384 and encodes 1127 amino acids. The record is from RefSeq and is a predicted model, not a curated record. Gene Ontology annotation, biological process: activation of GTPase activity. The transcript has 24 exons. Gene Ontology annotation, molecular function: GTPase activator activity.